Trichoderma atroviride IMI 206040 is the source of this 480-nucleotide messenger RNA. Lineage: Eukaryota; Fungi; Ascomycota; Sordariomycetes; Hypocreales; Hypocreaceae. The record is from RefSeq and is a predicted model, not a curated record.
UAGAAACUAGUAAUAUGCUUCUCUGAAGCAUUUGAUGGAGGCUAUACCUACUACCACUGUAAACUUGACCACUUCUACAUGUGGUAGACAUUACAGCAGCUAUGAGAGUCCGUGUAAGUCAGGGCAAGGUCGGUGCGGUGAAGCAUUCAGCUGUAGACCGGGGGUCCGGAGAAUGCAAUUCGCCUAAGGAUAGGCGUCUCUUUGCUGGCAGAUGGCGUGCGAUAAUUCUAUGGUCCAGUACUAUUCUUGAUCACUUUGUUAAGAUGAGCUAGUACUAUCCAUGUCUCUAUUGGCUUGGCAAGGCUGCAUUAUAUCAAGAGGUGGGCUUCUGCGAGGGAGAGAGUAUAGAACAACACCAUGGAGGCCAGGAUUUUUGCUCCAUCAAUGCUGCAAACUACUAGAUGGGCAUAGUACAUGCACAUGCAGUUUUGUUUGUUGGCUUUGCAUCCCGACAUUGCAUGUACAUGCACGUACCGUGGU